UUUUGCUUUAUUCCAGGCUUCCAUCACGUAACGGCGGUGGUUUUUAAUGCCAGCUUUGUAUUUACAAAAGAGACUUUCGUAACAACCGCAGGUCUGGGGCCGCUUGGCUGGUGGAUAUUUUUCGUAUUUGUGGAUUUUUGUCAAUAAGAAUUUGGAUCCAGCAUGCGCAUACCAACUGCUGCCCUCUUUGCCAAGCGCCAAGCACGCACUCCCCAAAAUGAGGCUGAAGUUCCAUUCCAAGAAAUUUUACCACUGCGUUUAAAGAACACGGUGAGUGGUAAAGCCGACUCUGGAUCAGAUGUAGCCUGCCUGCAGGAGAUGUCUGUACUCUUUGCAUGUCUAAAAGAAAAUGAUUUCGUGGAGAAAAUGUGUCACAAGGAAAUCACACAAUUCAAACGUUGCUACAAAGUUUAUAUGGAUCGCAAAGCCACCGCCAAGGAAACAAUCAAUAAAGGUAUUGUCACUCCUGGCAAGGAGUUGAACUAUAAACAGUUGAAUAAGUACAUGAGACGGUUUCCUAAUCCUGAAUGAAAUGGCGGUGUUUGCAUUUAGUGAUUAUAUGAAUGAUUUUUUUUAGUUUAAAUGGAAAUUGUGGAAUGUUAGCUCCUUGAAUAAUUUCUAAGAAAUAAAAUUGUUUUGAAUAUUUCAGUAA
Messenger RNA from Musca domestica (house fly), 652 nucleotides. Its product is annotated as small ribosomal subunit protein mS37. NCBI's taxonomy places the organism in Eukaryota, Metazoa, Arthropoda, Insecta, Diptera, Muscidae. Gene Ontology annotation, cellular component: nucleoplasm; mitochondrial ribosome; mitochondrion. The transcript is spliced from 2 exons. The record is from RefSeq and is a predicted model, not a curated record. Gene Ontology annotation, molecular function: RNA binding. Bases 163 to 531 code for a protein of 122 amino acids. Gene Ontology annotation, biological process: mitochondrial translation.